GCCACAUAUUCCCAGAGAACGUGGCAUCUUCGCAUCGAUUCAAAGAAUCUCUCUCUUUCUUUUAUAAACACAUGCCGUAGUUAUUUAUGUAAAAAAAAAAACAUUUCUUUCUAGGCAUUUCCGAACCGCCAAAAAGUACUGCUGGUUUUCUCAGCCUUGAAAAUUCGUUUAUAAUUUGUUAUAUGAACAAUAUAUAACAAAUAUAAUUGAAGCAGCUGAAGAAUCUUCUUCUGGGUCAUCGUUCUCAGCUGCUGCUACUUCAAUUGCAGGUUAAUCAAAGGAUGAGUGAAGGUCUUCGAAGUGGUGAGGAAAUGAAAGCUUCCUCUGAAGCAAUGGAGAAUUCUCCAACACAUUCAUCGAAGGAAGGGAAAAGGAAGAGAUUUUGGAAGAAGGUGAAGUACCAGCUGGUUGAGUACCACUCAUUGCCUGCGUAUUUGAAGGACAAUGAGUUCAUUGUGGGCCAUUACCGGCCUGAAUGGCCAUUGAAGCAGAUCUUGCGUAGCAUGUUCACCAUUCACAAUGAGACGCUAAACGUUUGGACGCAUUUGAUUGGAUUCUUCUUCUUCCUUUCCCUGACCAUAUACACUGCGAAGAAGGUUCCAAGUGUUGAUCUUCACUCUCUACAACAUUUUCCUGAUGUUCUGAAAAAGGCUGACCUACACAAACUGCGUGCUGAACUUAUGACAUGCCUCCCUUCCUUGCCCAACAUGCCUGAUCUGCACAAACUUAGGGAGGAGUUAAAGACCACAUUGCCUUCAAUGGAUAUUCUUCCAUCACUCUUGGGUUGGCAUGUUAUGGAACUUCUAAAUAAUUGUUUGCCUAAGCGAUUUUCCAGUGGCAACUACACAGAUGUAUGUGUUUUGCGUAGCAUGAAGGAAGAUGUGGCAAACAUUAUAGCACCCGUUCUGGUUAGACCAAUCACGCGGUGGCCAUUUUUUGCAUUCUUAGGUGGGGCCAUGUUUUGCUUGCUAUCUAGCAGCACUUGCCACCUCCUUUCUUGCCACUCUGAGCGCCUAUCAUACAUCCUGCUCAGGCUUGAUUAUGUUGGAAUUGCUGUCCUUAUAUCUACCUCCUUCUUUCCUCCUGUCUACUACUCCUUCAUGUGCAGCCCCUUCUUCUGUAACUUGGGAAUUACCACAGUUUUGUUUUCUCUCCUGCCAGUCUUUCAAACCCCUCAGUUCCGCACCAUUCGUGCAUGUCUCUUUUGUGGCAUGGGUUUCUCUGGGGUAGCACCAAUCCUGCACAAGCUUAUCUUGUUCUGGGGCCAACCUGAGGUUCUCCACACAACUGGAUAUGAGCUGCUGAUGGGGGCUUUCUAUGGUCUUGGAGCAGUGGUUUAUGCCACAAGGAUUCCUGAACGAUGGAUGCCUGGGAAAUUUGACAUUGCAGGGCACAGCCACCAACUAUUUCAUGUGCUAGUAGUUGCUGGAGCCUACACUCAUUAUCGGGCAGGGUUAGUUUAUCUCCGAUGGCGUGAUCUUCAAGGUUGUUCAUAUUGAAUCCCAAGAAGAUGGACUAGUUAGCCUAGUUGGUGAGGUCUACAAUUGUUGUUACUUUAUGGAUAGUUACAUAGGUGUAGAUAAUAAUAUGGCAGUGGAGUAAGGUUCUCUCCUACCAUCCACUUAAUGUAAAUUUAUGCAUUGAACCCUGUGUGGGAUUUGAUAACUCAUUUUCAGCAGGAUAGGAAAAAUGGAAUUGGGUGAUGCCCACCUAUUGAAGUUGGGUCUGUAAUCUGUAUUUUUACCAAUGGUAUCUGAAUUCAAAAAUAAUGAAUAAGUUUCUAAUGGAUGUUAUUGAGCAAA
This is a messenger RNA of Quercus lobata, 1802 nucleotides long. RefSeq names its product heptahelical transmembrane protein 4-like. The coding region runs from base 282 to 1499 and encodes 405 amino acids. NCBI's taxonomy places the organism in Eukaryota, Viridiplantae, Streptophyta, Magnoliopsida, Fagales, Fagaceae. Gene Ontology annotation, molecular function: signaling receptor activity. The record is from RefSeq and is a predicted model, not a curated record. Gene Ontology annotation, cellular component: membrane. The transcript is spliced from 5 exons. Gene Ontology annotation, biological process: response to hormone.